Messenger RNA from Mycena indigotica, 1059 nucleotides. RefSeq names its product Saposin B-type domain-containing protein. Bases 1 to 1059 code for a protein of 352 amino acids. The record is from RefSeq and is a predicted model, not a curated record. Lineage: Eukaryota; Fungi; Basidiomycota; Agaricomycetes; Agaricales; Mycenaceae. The transcript has 10 exons.
AUGUCCGCCCCUCCCUCUUCGCUUCAUCUCGACGGCUCGCUCGGCGCGACGCUCGUCGGCGCUGUCGUGGGUACCUUCCUGUUUGGAAUAGAGUCGUUGCAGGUGUUCAACUAUUACUACGAGUAUACGAAGGAUCCAAAGUCGCUGAAAACCGCGGUUGCAACUGUUUGGUCCGUCGGGCUAGCGCAUUCUGUGACCCUCUGGCACGCGCUCUACAGCAUCACCGUCACAUUCUAUGGCCAACCCUCGCACGUUCUGCGCCCGCCACAUUCGCUCGAGCUGACAGUGCUCUUCUCUGCCCUCACCAACAUCACCGUCCAAACGUUCUUCGCGCUUCGUAUCCGCACCCUUUCCGGCCACUGGCCCAUCACCAUCCUGGCGUUUGUGCUUACCACCGUACGCCUCUCGAUCCAGCUCGUCAUGAUGGUCUUCUUCUGGGACUCGCCCGGCUUCCGCAUCAUCUACGAGGAGCUCUACUGGGAGAUGGUCACCGUUUCUGUCAUCGGCCUCGUCGUCGACAUGCUCAUAUCGGGCUCGAUGUGCUGGUGUCUGCUCGUGAAGCGCCAUGAGACGGACUUUCCACAAACGCGUAAAAUGGUCGAUACGCUGAUCGUGUGGUGCAUCGAAACUACGUCUCUGACAGCAGCUGCCGGGCUCCUGGAAUUAGUAUUGUUCCUCUCCAGGCCUGAUUUAGCAUGGAUGACUUUCUUCCUAGUCCAGCCGAAACUGUACUCCAACUCGAUGCUCGCGCAUUUGAACGGCCGUGAACGGCUUCGUCGGUAUGGUGGCUCGCAACUGGGCACAGCACAGCUCCCACUAACGGCGCAACCCGAUGAUGUCAGCUUUCGCGUGCGUGCUCGCACUGCGGCUGGCGUGUGGAGCGAGAUGGACGCGAAACAUGCGGCCCCGGAGGCGCAAGUGGGUGCGGUUGGCGGUGGCCCAACCGCCGGGGAUCUGGAGGCUGCGGAGCAUCGAACGUCUUCGUCGUCGGUCAGCUCAGGCUGCAUGGAUGGGCAGACGGCAGACGGCGCGCGGAGAAGACCGAGGAGUCGGUCUUGA